Messenger RNA from Ictalurus punctatus (channel catfish), 5633 nucleotides. Its product is annotated as tripartite motif-containing protein 16. Gene Ontology annotation, molecular function: protein binding; zinc ion binding. The coding region runs from base 1452 to 3161 and encodes 569 amino acids. The transcript has 7 exons. Lineage: Eukaryota; Metazoa; Chordata; Actinopteri; Siluriformes; Ictaluridae. The record is from RefSeq and is a predicted model, not a curated record.
AUUCUUGUUUUUUACAAAGUCACUACUUGGAUGUUAAUCAUCGCAUCUACUCAAAUGUGCCACAUACAAGGUUAGAUUAUCCACGUGACUCCUGUCAUAUUUUCAAACGUCUAAAAGUAUGUUUCUCAUUUCCGGUGUGUAAAUGUGUCUCACUGUGUCUCCCUCAGCACUAAUGUUUUUUAAUCUUUUCCUCCCUCUGCUGGUGAUUGUGUGGAACAGUAGCAGUUACUGAUAUAAACCGUGUGGCGGUUAUGAUGAUGAUGAUUUUGAUGAUGAUGAUGAUGAUGAUGAUGGAACAGCACUAGAGCAGUUUGGAGAUGAAGGUCUUGUUCCAGGACACAGCAGGAGACUUGGGUUAAUGAGGGACAUGAUGAGAUAUUAUUAUGAUAUAUCUUGUAGUUAAAGAUACAUUUUGUAAAUACACUAUUGCUUAAAGCUUAGUUGGAAACAAACAAAAAAAUACACCCCCCUGUUAAAAUGGCAGAUUUUUGUGAUGUAAAAAAAUAAUAAUUCCAAGGCAUUGGAUAUACCGUGGAAGACUGUAAAGAGAAUAAUCAAGAAGUGGAGAAAGUAAGUUUCCUUGAAAAGUUCAAGGCAAACCUGUGACUCCAUUUCCCAGAAUGCACCAUGAAAUACAAUCAUGGCCGACGACUACAACUCCAAAAGCUACACGCUGUGACGUCACCUUCUCUUGAGAGCUAAUCAGUCACAUCUGUUCCCAAUUACAAGCUCACGCCCACUACACUCCUUAAGAGACGCACGCACGCCUUUGCCAAGCCUUGCUACCUUGUUUGUUUAUUCUGGUUUUGGACUUUGAUGUGUAGUUUUUUUAAACUGCCAUACUGCACUUGCUUCUGUCUCGGCCUCCGUUAUGAAAUACAUGACAGUGACACUACUAAGAACAGGACGUCCCUCUAAAAUCUCUCCUGAGAAGAUCAGGAGAAACCUGGUCAGGGAGGCUGCCGAGAGGCCUGCGGCAACAUUAGAAGAGUUGCAGCAAUUUCUGGAAAGUACUGGUGGCUCCUUACAUGUGACAACAAUCUCCCGAAUUCUUCAUAUCUCCGGGUUUGGGGUAGGGGGGCAAGACAUAAGCCUUUUUCAACCAAUAAAUAAGCUUCAGAAACACUGUAUAUUGUGUAUAAAUGCAUUGUUCUUAGUUAAUUUACUGCACUGUUCAAAUUUAGCUCUGUGUAGUCUCGUAUUGAAUAUGUAAUAAUUGGUGUGCUUAUUGAUUGUUUACACACGUGUUGAUAAGAUAAUUGGGGGCGGGGUCUCGGGGCCCGGUGAGUGUAGGAUUACACAAAAAUGUUCACAGGUAUACCUGAUGUGUCUGUCUGUACUGUAUAUGUGCGUCUUCCCCUUUAAUUUUAUGACCGCAGUGUGUUAAUCUUAACUUCCUGUCUUUGCACCUCCUCUUCCCUUUCUGAACUGGGUUUGCAGGGGAGAGGAAAAUGGCCGAGGCCAGUAUUUCAGUAGAUCAGGACCAGUUCAGCUGUCCAGUGUGUCUGGAUCUCCUGAAGGAUCCGGUGGCGAUCCCCUGUGGUCACAGUUUCUGUAAGGUGUGUAUUAAUGACUGCUGGGAUCAGGAGGAUCAGAAGGGCGUCUACAGCUGUCCUCAGUGCAGAGACACUUUCACUCCGAGGCCUGUUCUACGCAGAAACAACAUGCUGGCUGAAGUGGUGGAGAAACUGAAGACUGAAGUUCAAGCUGCUUCUCCUGCUCACUGUUACGCUGGACCUGGAGAUGUGGAGUGUGAUUUCUGCACCAGGAGAAAACACAAAGCCGUCAAGUCCUGUCUGGUGUGUGUGGCUUCUCUUUGCGAAACUCAUUUAAAACCUCAUCUUGAAAUUCCUGCUUUGAAAAAGCACAAGUUAGUCGAAGCUUCUGGAAAUCUCCAAGAGAAGAUCUGCUCUGAGCAUGAUAAAGUGCUGGAGGUCUACUGUCGUACUGACCAAAGCUUCAUCUGUUAUCUGUGUAUGACGGAUGAACACACAAGCCACGACACCGUCUCAGUUAAAGCGUACAGAACUGAAAAACAGAGAGAGUUAAAGGAGGAGCAGAUGAAAUCCCAGCAGAGAAUCCAGGAGAAGCAGAAGAAGGUGCAGGAGCUGAAACAGGCUGUGAACACUAUAAAGCUCAGUGCACAGACAGCAGUGGAGGACAGUGAGAGGAUCUUUACUGAGAUGAUCAGCUCCAUGGAGAAAAGGCGCUCGGAGGUGACGGAGCUGAUCAGAGCUCAGGAGAAGGCUGAACUGAGUCGAGCUGAACGACUCCUGGAGCAACUGGAGCAGGAGAUCGCUGAUCUUCAGAGGAGAGUCACUGAGCUGGAGCAGCUUUCACACACACAUGAUCACCUCCACUUCCUCCAGGAAAUAAAGGUUUUAGUCUCCGGCCGUCGCUCUCCCGAAUCUAUUAGACCAGAUUUUCAGUCUGAUCUCUGUGAGGACUCACGCAGCAUCACUGUCAGUAAACAUCUCUCAUUUGAUGGAGUGAGGGAAUCUCUCUCUGCUCUGAAAAAGAGACUCGAGGAAUUCUGCCAGGAGGAAUUCAUCAGAAUCCCUGAACACGCUGCAGCAGUUCACAUCAUUUUACCCCCAGAUCCAAAGAGCAGACAAGACUUUCUGCAGUAUUUCUGUGAUCUGACUCUGGAUCCCAACACAGUACAUUAUUACCUCAUUCUGUCUGAGAGGAACAGAGCGGUGACGUACAGUGGGAGAAAGCAGCAGUACUCUGAUCAUCCAGAGAGAUUUGACUCCUACAGUCAGGUGUUGAGUAAGGAGAGUGUGUGUGGACGCUGUUACUGGGAGGUGGAGAGGAGCGGUGCUGAUAGUGUGUACAUAUCAGUCUCAUAUAAAGACAUCAGCAGGAAAGGACGGGGUAAUGAGUGUUGGUUUGGACGCAACAAUCAGUCCUGGAGUCUGCGGUGUUCUUCUUCUUCUCUCUGUUUCUUUCACAACAACAUUAAGACUGCACUCGGAGUUCCAUCGUCCUCCAGAAUAGGAGUGUAUGUGGAUCACAGUGCAGGAACUCUGUCCUUCUACAGCGUCUCUGACACGAUGACGUUCCUCCACAGAGUCCACACCACUUUCACUCAGCCUCUAUACGCCGGGUUCUGGCUCGGGUCUUUUGGAUCAACUGUGAGAUUACGUGAUCCAGAAUAAAAUAUCAGAAAUGUGAUUUUUAUUGAAUUAAAAUGAGCAACUUUACUUUUUUAUAUCAAGCUUAAUUCUUAAAUAUGAGGCAUUUAUUUGUGAUUUCCCAGUUUUCCUUUAUAAUGUUAGAUCUUUCCUCUGUCUUUUAGGAGAUUUCAGUAUUACACAGUAAUGCUUGAAAGUUUGUGAACCCUUUAGAAUUUUCUAUGUAUCUGCAUAAGACCUAAAACAUCAUCAGAUUUACACAAGUCCUAAAAGUAGAAACUAUUACACUUGGUCAUUUAUUUAUUGAGGAAAAUGAUCCAGUAUUGCAUAUCUGUGAGUGGCAAAAGUAUGUGCACCUUUGCUGUCAGUAUGUGGUGUGAGCUCCUUGUGCAGUACUAACUGCAGAUAAGCGUUUGGGGUAAGUGUUGAUCAUCUGCACAUCGGCUCGGAGGAGUUUUAUCCCGUUCCUCAGUACAGAACAGUUUCAACUCUGGGGUGUUGGUGUGUUUCCUCACAUGAACUGCUCGCGUCAGGUUCUUCCACAACAUUUCUACUGGAUUAAGGUCAGGUCUUUGACUCGGCCGUUCCAAAACAUGAACUUUAUUCUUCUUUAACCGUUCUUUGGUUUAAAGACUCGUGUGUUUAGGGUCGUUGUCUUGCUGCAUGAUCCACUUUCUCUUGAGAUUCAGAUCACGUACAGAUGUCCUGACAUUUUCCUUUAGAAUUCUCUGGAAUAAUUCAGAAUUCAUUGUUCCAUCAAUGAUGGUAAACCGUCCUGGCCCAGAUGCGGCAAAACAGCCCCAAACCAUGACACUACCACCACCACGUUUCACAGAUGGGAUAAGGCUCUUAUGCUGGAAUGUAGUGUUUUCCUCUCUCCAAACAUGAUGCUGGUCAUUUAACCCAAAUAUUAUGUUUUGGUCUCAUCCAUCCACAAAACAUAUUUUUCAGUAGCCUUCUGGCUUCUCCAUGUGAUAUUUAGCAAACUGCAGAGGGGCAGCAAUGUGCUUUCUCCUUGCAACCCUGCCAUGUACACCAUUGCUGUUCAGUGUUCUCCUGAAGGUGGACUCAUGAACAUUAACAUUCGCCAUCGUGAGGUCCCUCACUCACACCUGAUCAUCGUCCCAUUGAUUGAAAACACCUACAUAUAACUUCACCUUCAAAUUAACUGCUAAUCCUAGACGUUCACAUACUUUUGCCACUCACAGAUAUGUAAUAUUGGAUCAUUAUAUAAUAUUUUUGUCUCAUUUGUUUAAUUGGGUUCUCUUUAUCUACUUCUAGGACAAAAUCUGAGGAUGUUUUCGGUCAUAUUCUGCUUCAAUACCGUGUUAAAAUUCAUGUUGGUCCACUCAUUAAUCUGACAUAUGAAUCAUCAUGACUGUACUUAUACUGUAUAUAUUCAGUUGGAUGGAUUCUUGGAUGACAAAAUAAAAAAAAUAUUUAAAUAUGUGUUAAAUCCAUGUGUAAUGUCUAUGUUUGUGUCAUUUUUGUGUGUUUUGGUAUGACUAUUACACUGUGUUGCCUUAAUCAGCACCUUGUAAUCAGAAUUUAAUAAAAACGUUAAAUGCAAAGCUAAUUUAUCCCAGAACAAACAGAAAACCUACUGCAGCAUACAGUAGCUGCACACACAAAUCCAUUGCUGUGUCGGUUACGCGCUCUGCAGCGUAAAUCACUGCAGUGUCAGUCAGAUCAUUAACUGUAAAUACGUGUGAAUGCACUUCAUGUCAUACUCGUGGCCCAUCAUGCGCUUUUCUCAUUUACCAUGCACUCUCAUUCAUGUGCUGGACAUUUUAGUUCAGAAUGCAGGACGACAUUUGAAAUGCUCCUGCUGUUUAUAUUCCAGUUUCAUUUAGUUUGGACUUUCAUUAAUGUGUAUACGUAAACAACCGUAUAGUUCUGUGUAGACAACUGUAACUAAGUGUGCUGUUUUCUGUAAAGAACUGUAUUCUCUGGUUCUGUUUUCUUCUCUGACUCCUUGAGGUGUAGAUCAGUUUGUUCAUUUGAGCGUUAUGAUACAUUAUGUGAAAGAGUGUAAGUAUCGUAUGACGCGAGUAGCUCUCAGACACUUUCAUUGUUUUGAAAAUAGCUCUGAAUUGAAAAAAGGUUGGAGAGCCCUGUUCUAGAGUAAUAGGUUAAUGAGAAUAAGAAAUUUAACACGUUUUCUAGUUAAACUGUCGUGUGUUUAUACGCGUCAGCUUUAAGAGACGGGACCAGGAGCACGGCUUUUCCUCUCUACGUCAAUAUCGCAGUUCUUUUAAGGGGAAAGCUGCUUUACGGGGUCGCCGGUUGACGUCACGACACAUGGCACAAAACUGAUUUUAUUUAAUAGCUGAACAUUCUGGCUUUGUGAAACCUACUUCAAUCAAAUGAAAUGAAACUGUUUUAAUUAAUGGCAUAUCUUUCCCCCGGGUUAUGGAAGUAUAAUAGUGCCAAAUGUCUUCAGGGCAAAAUGACAUGUUGAAUUACAAAAAUUGAAUAAAAACUUAUUUCAAUAAC